AUGCUAUGCAUUCAGCAUGGAUCCGAUGUCAAUGUGGUAGACAGGCAGAAUAAAAGGACUGCGCUAUCGUGGGCUGCAGAGAAUGGACAGGAGGAAGUGGUGAAGUGUCUGCUUUCAAACGGAGCGAAUGUGAACUUGAAAAUCGACGAUGCUUUGUCACCACUAUCCUGGGCUGUUGCCAGAAAUCAUGACGCCGUAGUAAAACUCCUUCUUCAAAAUGAGGAAGUUGAUGUGAACCUAACUGACCGGUAUCACCGGACGCCAUUGUCCUGGGCUGCAAGAAAUGGCAAUGUUACAGUGGUGAAGCUUUUACUCCAAAAGGUAGGGGUGGAUGUGAACUUGAAGGGCGACGAUGCUUUGUCACCACUGUCCUGGUCUAUUGCCAGCAGACAUGACGCGGUAAUUAAACUCCUCCUUCAAAAUGAGAAGGUUGAUGUUAACUCAAUGGAUUGCUAUUGCGGAACACCGCUAUCGUGGGCUGCAAGGAAUGGAAUGGACAAAGUAGUGGAACAAUUACUCCAACGCAAAGAAGUGAAUGUGAAUCUAACCAACUGCUACCGCCGUACACCCUUAUCCUGGGCGGUAGAGAAUGGGCACAAUGCGGUGGUGAAGUUGCUGAUUUAA
This is a messenger RNA of Penicillium samsonianum, 624 nucleotides long. Its product is annotated as ankyrin repeat domain-containing protein. Bases 1 to 624 code for a protein of 207 amino acids. NCBI's taxonomy places the organism in Eukaryota, Fungi, Ascomycota, Eurotiomycetes, Eurotiales, Aspergillaceae. Gene Ontology annotation, molecular function: protein binding. The transcript has a single exon. The record is from RefSeq and is a predicted model, not a curated record.